This is a messenger RNA of Gambusia affinis (western mosquitofish), 1122 nucleotides long. Its product is annotated as gamma-glutamylaminecyclotransferase C-like. Lineage: Eukaryota; Metazoa; Chordata; Actinopteri; Cyprinodontiformes; Poeciliidae. Bases 148 to 621 code for a protein of 157 amino acids. Gene Ontology annotation, molecular function: gamma-glutamylaminecyclotransferase activity. The transcript has 2 exons. The record is from RefSeq and is a predicted model, not a curated record.
GUUCUUUAACGUGUAAAAUUACGUGAGAGCUGACGUUACAGUUUUCUAGGGAAGCUUGUGCGCAUGCGUGAAGCACAUGACCUGGGAUUGCUCCACGACCCAAAUUGAAACUUGUUCUUCCCGUUCUGCAAGGUGCCUUCAGUCUUCAUGCAUCGCGUCUUUGUUUACGGCUCCCUGAAGAGGGGCCAAUCCAAUUACCCCUACAUGUCAGACAGCAAUAAUGGAAAGGCUGAGUUCCUCUGCAACGCCGUCACCGUCCAGAAGUAUCCACUGGUGAUCGCUACCAAUUACAACAUCCCCUUCCUCCUUAACCUCCCAGGCCAAGGCAACAGAGUCCAUGGAGAAAUCUACCAAGUGGAUGGAAAUAUGCUUGAAUUCCUGGACAGUUUUGAAAAUAUCCCCACCAUGUACCAGCGCACUGUAGUGGAGCUGGAAAUCAAGAUGGUGGACAAGGAGGAGAAUCUGUCGCCUGGAAGCAUCAUGGAGGCGUUUGUGUACAGCACCACCACUUACCAGCCGGACUGGCCAUCACUGCCCACCUACGACAACUACGACUCCAACGGAGACCACGGACUGAAAUACAAGCUGAGGGAAGACAGAAAGUGGGCUUCAGUCGAGUGAUGCUCAUAACUCUUUUCCCCUAAGAAUUACUAACACAAAAUAUGUCUUGAACACAACCAAUAUUUUUCUCAGUAAAAUGCAGAAAGCCAAGAAACCAGCUAUAAUCUGUAAAUAUUUAGAAAACAUACCUGCUAAGUGCAAAUCAGCAAAAUUGUUUAAUAUGAAAUGAUAAAUAGGCUGCAUUAGUAUUGCAGUUCAGUAUCUUUUUAAAAAUCUUUUAUUAAACCAUUUUCGACAGAUGCAAGACUCAGUGUACUGGUCUAUACAAACUGUAUCUAUAAAAAUAUCUUUACUACUAUUCCCAUGACUGGAUGGAUGGCAAAAGUCUUAAAUUAUGUUUUGGUCAAAUUUCUAAAGAGGUUCUUUCUUCGCUCCUGCAGUACUAUCUUAGCCCAGCAGGUGUCAGUACAAAGCCUUCAAUCUCAGUUGAGGUCAAAUCAAACUGCGUUAAAUCAAGUUAAAUUAACUUUAAAGCAAAUAAUAAACCAGAGAGAUUAUGUU